CAGGGUGUCCAACCUCCUCCAAGCCGUCGGCUGGAUAUUUCAAGCCCUCGAUUGCCUGGUCUCGCUCACAACUCCUUCCACAGCACUCCCCGUCAAGGCCUGUCAUCGCCCAGCUGGCGCCCCGAGCAGCACUCCAUCGCAUCCCCUCCAUAACAGGCCGAGCGACCUCCCCCUCUGACUCAUCCCCAUCAAGGCUAAGCGAUUCCCACCAUGGCCGCUCUCCGAACAACAACAACCACCUUCCUCACCACCGUCCCCCGCGCCCUCCGAGCGCCACCACUCUCUGUAACCUCCCCGCGUCUAGGCUUGAUCUCGCGAUCCGCCGCGCGGUUCUCAACAACAACGCCGUCACCGUCCACCGCCAACCCAAUCCUUCAAGCCAACCAAAGCCAGGCCCAGACCCAGGGCCAGCCGUCCUCCUCAGGCUUCUCGCUGAAAGGGCUCAUCUCCAACCCGCGCAGGCGCCGGGCGCUGCUGGCCGGCCUGGUCGUCCUGGCUGGCGUGGACGCCUGGGUGUGGGUGAAGUUCUUCCGGCCGGGGGCGAAGGGGGAGAAGGCUGAGGGGGAGAACUGAACCAGGGGGUUUUUCGUGGUCGAGUCGGAGUGAAUCUAGGUAGUGUACUGUGUUAGGCAGUACACAGUAGAGGGUGGGUGCUUGGGUUGUCUAGACGGGGGGGUUCAUUCUUGGAGGGGAAGGAGUUGGUGGGGUGAGAGAAGCAGGAGGAUGGGGAUGGAACAUGUGUGAAUGAGGAGGCUCCAGAUGCUAUUCGAGAUGUUUGGGCUGGCACGCAGAGAGUAAGAUCCGGCAUGCCAUGUACAAUACUGUACAGUACUGUGUAGGAGGAGGGUAGGUGUAUCAUGUGCGGGAGGAUACGGAGGGAGAGGGCAUACCCCCCCCCUCCUGCAUGACAAGGCCAACUCCACUCUCAGUCAAAAGCAACUCUCUGACGCCGAACCGGACAGACAUAACAGAGGUGCGGCACUCCGUCCUCAGCCCAUCGGCUUAUUACUAUCCUCUUUAGCUGCCACUAUCCAGUCUCUAUCAAUCCUGAAAUCAAGUUCAAUGCAAAAUGGUGCUCAAAUCAUGUGCUAGCGAAAAGCAAACCCGGACCUACCGACUCACUCAUACUCCACGGAAGGCCGCAAGGCCCAGA
Molecule: messenger RNA, 1153 nt
Organism: Thermothielavioides terrestris NRRL 8126
Lineage: Eukaryota; Fungi; Ascomycota; Sordariomycetes; Sordariales; Chaetomiaceae
Exons: 1
Coding region: 211-573 (120 amino acids)
Source: RefSeq, a predicted model, not a curated record